Messenger RNA from Adineta ricciae, 1713 nucleotides. Lineage: Eukaryota; Metazoa; Rotifera; Eurotatoria; Adinetida; Adinetidae. The record is from the annotation of a GenBank genome assembly.
AUGGCAGAAGGUCGAAGAGACGACAGUUUUUUGAAAAUAAGUUCAAGCGAUCUCAAGUUUGAAAGAAUAUUAGGAAGCGGUGGUUUUGGAGAUGUUUACAGCGGAAGGUGGAUCAGCCGAUGUGAGAAAGUUGCCAUAAAAAAGCUCCGUAUCGAUGCUAGUUAUAUCACAUUGAACGAAAGAAAUGUGUUUUUUGAAGAAAUGACCAUGAUGCAUCGUAUCCGAUUUCCAUAUGUCCUCAAUGUGUUUGGUGUCUGCUUGGAUCCGGGCUGUUUGGCAAUUGUCGUCGAAUAUAUGUCACUUGGGUCUUUAUAUGAUGUGAUCCGCAAUAAUGACUUGACCUGGCCCGAUCGAUGGUCAAUUGCUAGUCAGAUGACCAAAGGAGUGAAUUAUCUACAUCAGUUCAGCCCGAAUCCCAUCAUUCAUCGUGAUAUCAAAUCGUUUAACUUUCUUAUGGCUUCAGGUGUAAAUGAGAGCAACCAUCGAUUCCAUGUCAAAGUGGGCGAUUUUGGUUUAUCUAGAUUUCGUCCGACGUCCGACUUACAACUGACAGCUGAUGGGCAAUUAGGAACGCUUCUGUGGAAAGCUCCCGAGUGUGUGUUUCUGGGAAUUAUUCUGAUGGGAAAAACACUAGAAAUACCAUCGAAUGUACCAGAUCAUUUCGCGACUUUGAUCACCAGUGCAACCAAGUUCACUCCAGAUGAAAGACCAACCUGUCUUGAACUGUUGAAGUACAUCGAAAACGAUCUGAGACGUCAAGGUUUGUCUGAUUCGAGUACUAGUGAGUCUCAAUCUCGUGUGUCAAAACCGCUUGGUUUGCCAACUGGGGCAACGACAUCCAGUGACCGCCGAACAACCAAGUCUACACUAUCACCGACGAAAACAUAUUCAAAUCGGAAACUUGAGAACACUAUCAAACACACUGAAACAUUUUCAGCAAUUAAAUUAGAAGAUCAAGCAUUUACAAAUGACGAUAUGGUCAUUAUUGGCACUGCAUUAACGAAAAAUCAAGCUUGUCAAGAUCUGGCUCUUCGAAACAGUGAUAUUACCGCCAUAGGUGUGACGUUUCUAAGCUUAGGCCUAGCCACCAACCGUACAUUGACAUCGUUGGACUUGAGUGAAAAUCCUCUUGAGUCGGUGGGUGUUUCGAAUCUUGCUCGUACUCUUCAUUUUAAUUCAACGCUGACAACGCUUCGGUUAAAUUCGACCAAUAUGCGUGAUGAUGGUCUAAAAGAACUCAGUAACAUGUUUCUGAUCAAUCGCACACUGGAAUUUCUGACGAUAUGCGACAAUCAUCUUACUUACGUCGGGGUGCGGGUUCUAUGCGAUGCACUGGAAAACAACACGUCUCUCCGACGUAUCGAUAUGAGCAAAAACAAAGUGGACGAUGAAGGAGCGGCUUCUAUCGGGCGAUUGUUACGUCGCAAUAGUACACUCUCGAGAAUCUCCAUGGACGAAACGGAAAUUGGUGACGAUGGCUUGAGAUCAAUAUCCCAUGCUCUUGAAAAGAAUAAUACUCUGCGACAGAUAAGCCUUGCCAACAAUUUAAUCACAGAUGGUAGUAUCCAGAUGAUUAUUGUCAUAAUUGAGACAAAUCGAAGUUUACGAUCACUUGAAUUACAGUCCAAUAAGUUAUCUUCAAAGGGCAAGUCCAAAAUUCGCAAAACAGCUGCACAAUCUAGAUGCGAUGUAGUGCUCUCUGAACGAGAAUAA